This is a messenger RNA of Lasiosphaeria miniovina, 2112 nucleotides long. RefSeq names its product CBF/Mak21 family-domain-containing protein. The coding region runs from base 99 to 1748 and encodes 549 amino acids. The record is from RefSeq and is a predicted model, not a curated record. Gene Ontology annotation, cellular component: Noc4p-Nop14p complex; nucleolus; small-subunit processome. The transcript has 3 exons. Gene Ontology annotation, biological process: ribosome biogenesis. NCBI's taxonomy places the organism in Eukaryota, Fungi, Ascomycota, Sordariomycetes, Sordariales, Lasiosphaeriaceae.
GGCAGCUCAGCCCCACCUAAAUUUUGUAAACCGAUGGUGGCUUGUGAAUCUGCUACCUCAACAAACCGACAUUCGGACGGAUCCAGACAACCGCCAAAAUGCCAGCAGCCACAAGGGAAGGAGGAGACAAGCCAGUAACGAAGAGGAAGCGCCCAGAGAAUGGCGAACCGUCCAAAAAGCGGAGGAAAUCAGGCAAGGGCGUUGACAAUGACUUGGCAUCGCAAAUACAAGUCCUCGAAUCCGAGAUCCUCGAGUCCAAGAAACACUACAACAACAUCGCCACCUUGACCGAAAUCGCCGCAAAGCAGGAGGACGAUAUAGAGGCCGCCCUGGCUGCUGCCGAGGCGCUCGGGCGGGUGUUUGUACGGCUUCUGGUCUCGGGGAGCCUCGUACGGAGGCAGGACGCGUCGGAGAAAGAUGCCACCGUCACAGCAUGGCUCAGGGAUCACUUUGCCGGCUACGAGGCAGUCCUCUUGUCAAAGUUCCAAACCAAUGGCCCGGCGCUCAAAGCUCUGAUGCUGUCCAUGGCUGUCCUCAAGGCAGAGGCGCAGCAUUUGGACGGCAGAGACGAAGCAACGUUCCCCCGGAGUUCCUUCAAGAAGAUCAUCAACGCCCUCAUCCAGUCGCCGCUCGAGGAACUGCGGCAAGCAUUCUAUGACAACUUCAUCGCCGAAUAUGACGAUAUCAGAUUUUACACAUUCCAGGCGAUUGCCGACAUCCUUAGUGAGGAGGGCCAGCCCGAGGACGAGACCUUCCGGAGUAGCGUCUUUGGGCUUUUGCUCCGGAUCGAGGACGUGCCGGGAUCAAACGAGGAGCUCAGCGAUUUCUACGUUGAUCCGCCAGCAAAGAAGAAGCACCCGCUUUAUCUCCUGUCGCAACACAAGAAGCAGGCGCAGGAGGCGUGGCUAGCGUUCAUCAACCUAGGCCUCAGCAAAGGACAGAGGAAGAAGAUCCUGCAGAUUAUGGCCACAUCGAUUGCCCCUUGGUUCACCAAACCAGAGCUGUUUAUGGACUUUCUGACCGACUGCUAUAACUCUGGCGGCUCAAUAUCGCUCCUGGCGCUCUCGGGAGUCUUCUAUCUCAUCCAGGAGCGCAAUCUCGACUACCCCUUGUUUUAUAGGAAACUAUACUCGCUGCUCGACGCGGAUAUACUUCACUCAAAACACCGGUCUCGCUUCUUCCGUCUCCUCGACACCUUCUUGUCGUCUUCACAUUUGCCUGCCGUACUGGUGGCGAGCUUCAUCAAGCGGUUAGCCCGGCUGUCGCUCAAUGCGCCCCCGAGCGCGAUCGCGGUCAUCGUGCCGUGGUACUAUAACCUAUUCAAGAAGCACCCCCUUUGCACGUUUAUGAUGCACCGCGUGCCGCGGACAAAGGAGGAGAAGGAGCUGAUAGAAAGCGAGGGCGUCCUCGAUCCCUUUCUGCCCGACGAGGAAGACCCCAUGGAGACGCGCGCACUCGACAGCUGUCUCUGGGAGAUUGUGCAGCUGCAGUCGCAUUACCAUCCCAACAUUGCGACCAUCGCAAAGAUCAUCUCGGAGCAGUUCACAAAACAGUCUUACAACCUGGAAGACUUUCUAGACCACUCCUAUGGCAGUCUCCUCGAGGCGGAGAUGAUCAAGAAUAUCAGGAAACCACCGGUGGUGGAGUUCAUGAUUCCUAAGCACAUCUUUACCGAUGUCGGCCCCACGGCGGCGCCCGAGGAGAAGGACAGUCUGCUCGUCAGUCUAUGGGACUUUGGGUCCUCGUAAGUUGCAGGUAUGGAGAUUGAAAUUGGCCGUGUUCCGGAGCCUUGCGGUGCACAGGUCCGUGGAAGUGAAAAGUCUCGGAAGCUUGUCUGAGCCUCUGGGCACUUCAUGGCUUGCCGUCGGGCGCGUGAGAGCCACAUGUUGGACACGACACCCACCCUCCGCGCUUACAUAAGAGAUUGAUAUACCACGGCAAAUGUCUCGGAGAAUAGCGUCCCGUAGGAAAAACCGGGAAAUGCCCCUGCCGUAUCCAUGCUCCUUCGCCUCUCCCAGCCGUUGCUUUCCGAGACCGUGACGGGAAGAAACAAGAUCUAGAAGGGAGUUGGCGGAGCGGAAGCGUAACUAGGUAUAGCGUCCCCCGAUGCUG